Aspergillus vadensis CBS 113365 is the source of this 407-nucleotide messenger RNA. RefSeq lists its product as uncharacterized. Bases 35 to 277 code for a protein of 80 amino acids. The transcript has a single exon. NCBI's taxonomy places the organism in Eukaryota, Fungi, Ascomycota, Eurotiomycetes, Eurotiales, Aspergillaceae. The record is from RefSeq and is a predicted model, not a curated record.
CUUUCUUCGGGGGUCGGUGAUAGUAUUUCUUGAUAUGCGGACUGUCUCAUUCAACUCUGUAUGUUUUCAGCAUCGAGGUUCUUUGGAAUGUAUUCCAGGUAUAUCGAUACUUAUCACAGGUCCUACACUGACGUGGUUGUUCAUUUUGCUAUCAGAUUUACUACUACUUGUUAGAAAUUAUGUGAGUCAUGCACUAAAUCACUGUAAAGCAGAUGGAUGGAACCCAGCAUAUGGUAGUAGGAGUAGUAAGAUUGUUUCCUGUCAGUUGCAUUGUUAGCAGGAACUUGGGUCUGAUUGUUUGUGGACACAUAGGGGAUAAUGUGAGGUGACUGCUGGCAAUAUAUUAUGGCAAUUUAUACAUCCUGGAUACGUCGAAUUUAAGCGACUUAGUAAUUGUACUACUAGUU